AGAUGAGAGUCUUCAGAAGCUAAUUGACUAGGGCAGGAUCAGGAAGCCAAAGCACAUCUGUAGAAGGGAGGCGUCUACAAUGGAAGAACAGAAGGAAAAUGAGCUAGAUUACGAGUAAGUAACAGCGACUACGAAAGGCGGCAUCCAGGCACCAGGUCAGAAAAAAUGGAAAUCUUAAGAUUGGCCCAAUCAAAGAAGAACAUUAUCAGUUUGAACAUGGACCUUGAAAGGGAUAUGCAGAGAAUAGAUGAAGCCAACCAGGAGCUUCUUCUCAAAAUACAAGAAAAAGAAAAUGAAAUCCAGAGGCUGGAAAGUGAGAUCACCCAGACUGGAGACCCUGCAGAAGAUGAGGAUUGGGAGAAGGAAAACUGCGCUGUGAUGGAGAGAGAAAGGGCUCUGCAGGAGCUGGAGGAAGAAACAACCAGACUCGAGAAGAAGAACGAGGCUUUGGUCCACAGUAUCUCAGAACUUCAGAGAAAGCUUACAAGGAAAUCACAGAAGAUAGUCAGAUGUGAACAAGGUGAUCUGGAAAUAACCCCAGAAGAGUCAAAGCAGAUUUUAUUCUGUCUACUGUUUGGAAGAACAGAGCAUAUGUUAAGUUACAACAGUUGGAAUCUUCCUGUGCAGACCAAGAAAAGGAACUUGCCAAGCGGAGAAGAUGGAAGACUCCACUUUGGUUUCCAGAUAAUGGAAGACUAUGUGUUUGUGUCUCAGCUCUGCGAAGAUCAAGCUAUCUGCAUAAAGAAGUACCAGGAAGCAUUGAAGAGGAUAGAAGAAGAGCUGGAGACUGGAUUCCUUGAGAGAGAAGUAUCAAAAGUCUUAAGCAUGGAUUCUGAGAGAGAAAAGAGUAACAGCCUAAAUAAUAAGGAUGAUUCCAUCACCAAAAAGGCAUCAAGGUUCAGUAAAAGGAUUUUCCGCUCCCUCUUUUUUACCACACUAUUUUUCAUCAGAUUGCUGGGGUACCUGAUCUUCCAUUUAAGCUUUAUAAAUCCCGACCUCCUCAUCAACGCGCUGCCCAAGAUUCUGAGCAGGGACGUCUUAUGGAAGCUGCGAUGCUUCCUCUUCCCAUCUCUCACACUUGAGACCGAAGACAUGUUACCCCACUGACCCCAAGCCGUGUCUGUCGUCAGCAGAAGGCAAGAGGGACAUCGAUGGGAGGUGGCCAAACCCGUGGAGGGUAGAGGUAUGCCUCGGUUUUUCCCUCGAGAUUGGGACCAUGGUGCCCAUUUGUCUCCAUGUCACUUUUCCAAGAUUAACCUUGCCCAGUAAAGAACUCUGUCAGUGA
This is a messenger RNA of Peromyscus leucopus (white-footed mouse), 1285 nucleotides long. RefSeq names its product transmembrane and coiled-coil domains 5A (gene Tmco5a). Bases 166 to 1107 code for a protein of 313 amino acids. The record is from RefSeq and is a predicted model, not a curated record. NCBI's taxonomy places the organism in Eukaryota, Metazoa, Chordata, Mammalia, Rodentia, Cricetidae. The transcript is spliced from 13 exons.